This is a messenger RNA of Peromyscus maniculatus bairdii (prairie deer mouse), 1462 nucleotides long. RefSeq names its product TSR2 ribosome maturation factor (gene Tsr2). The record is from RefSeq and is a predicted model, not a curated record. NCBI's taxonomy places the organism in Eukaryota, Metazoa, Chordata, Mammalia, Rodentia, Cricetidae.
UGGCUCAUUUUGCCUGGCGAGAUCUGACGCGCGAUUGGGCUUCCUGGGAGCCACGUGAUCCAAACGGAUGAUGGCGGGCGCUGGGGAAGACGUGCGAGUGCUCUUCGGAGCUGCUGUCCGCGCGGCUCUGGAUGCUUGGCCUGCUUUACAGAUCGCUGUGGAGAAUGGCUUCGGGGGCGUGCACAGCCAGGAGAAGGCCGAGUGGCUGGGGGGUGCAGUGGAGGAUUACUUCAUCGCCAAUGCUGAUUUGGAUCUGGAAGAGGUGGAAGAUUUCCUUGGGGAGCUGAUGACCACUGAGUUUGAUACAGUUGUGGAAGAUGGGAGCCUGCCCCAGGUGAGUCAGCAGCUACAGACCAUGUUCCACCACUUCCAGAAGGGUGAUGGGGCUGCUCUGCAGGAGAUGACUGCUCAGAUCAACCAAAAAAAGUGCAAGGUCAUGGCUACUCCACUUAAGACGGCCGAAAAACCUGAUGUGGCUGAAGAUGAUGUGGACAGCGUGGAAGAAAUGGAGGUGAAAGAGGUGACAGCUACAAAUGAUGGGCCCACAGCGGAUGUGGUCUGCCCCCAGCCUCAACCCUCUGAUCCAGACCCCCAGACUAUUAAGGAAGAGGAUAUAGUAGAAGACGGGUGGACCAUUGUCCGGAGAAAGAAAUGAGUAGGGCAGUAAAUGGUUUGGGCCCUUGUUAAGUAUUAUGAGAGUUAUAGGGGCGGUUUUAGAGGGCUAUAUACACCUCUGUCCUGAUAACCAUAUUCCUACCUUGUUCCCCUGUCCUUCCCUCCAGGGGAAGAAAAGCCCUAGGAUCCUUGGUUGUGUUGAUGGGACCUAUUCCAGCCCUUUGAACCUUAGGUACCAUAUGAGAGAUAAGACCAGGUUUCCCAGCAUAGUGCCUCCUAGGUGCAGUGAAUGUGAAGAUGGACAAUGAGUGUGGCUAUGGUUGGAGUAGAAGCCAGACUUGUGGACAGCAGGCAGGUAAAUUUGUGGGAAGGAUGAGAAUUCCGCAGUGGUGGGAGGCUGGCUGGAUUGGGAAUGGCGAGAUAAACAUGCAGUUGGAAGAGAGGAGAUGUAAGUGUGGUACCUCCCCAAUGUCCCCACCCCAGCCUCCCACAGAGCACCUCUUCCCCUGCCCAGAACUUGCAUCCUCCUGUGAAGGCUCCCACCCUGAAUACUCUUGAGAGUUCGAAGGACUUGACUAAAUGGUGAACUUGGGAAAGUUGGGCUGUUUUAAGUCCAGGGAUGAGGCUUAAGACCUUAAUAACACAACACCUUCUUGUUUAAUCCACGAUUUAACCUUGGAAUCAGCCUUCUGAGAGCUGAGCUUCAGAGUUCAGUGAAAGAGUAGUUUCUGCACCCCACCCACCCACCCACCCCCAGUAGCCUUGGACUUUGGACAAACGAACGGACCAUAUCAGUGUUCUGAAAGUUACUGUAAGCCUGAAAUAAACUGUAUUUUUCUUUAAAAAA